This is a messenger RNA of Choloepus didactylus (southern two-toed sloth), 1214 nucleotides long. It is a transcript of the gene FBLL1, whose product is annotated as fibrillarin like 1. The transcript has a single exon. Gene Ontology annotation, biological process: box C/D sno(s)RNA 3'-end processing; rRNA methylation. Lineage: Eukaryota; Metazoa; Chordata; Mammalia; Pilosa; Megalonychidae. Gene Ontology annotation, molecular function: histone H2AQ104 methyltransferase activity; RNA binding; rRNA methyltransferase activity. Bases 1 to 996 code for a protein of 331 amino acids. The record is from RefSeq and is a predicted model, not a curated record. Gene Ontology annotation, cellular component: box C/D methylation guide snoRNP complex; small-subunit processome; Cajal body.
AUGAAGCCGGCCGCGGGCGCGCGCGGAGGCGGCUCCGGAGGGUCGGGUGGCCGCGGGGGCGGCGGCGGCUGGGGCGGCGGCUGGGGUGGAGGACGCGGCGGUGGCGGAAGGGGCAAGCGAGGAGGAGGCGAUGGCGGCGGCCCGGGAGGCAAGGGCGCCUUCGGGGGGCGCGGGCGCGGCUUCGGCGGCGGCGGCCGGGGCCGGGGACGCGGCGGCGGCGGGGGAGGGCGCGGCGGUGUGGGCAAAGGCAAGAACCGCCGCAGGAAGGGCGCCAACGCCGUGUCUGUGGAGCCGCACCGGCACGAGGGCGUGUUCAUCUACCGCGGCGCGGAGGACGCGCUGGUCACGCUGAACAUGGUGCCGGGCCACUCGGUGUACGGCGAGAGGCGGGUCACGGUGACCGAGGGCGGUGUGAAGCAGGAGUACCGCACGUGGAACCCUUUCCGGUCCAAGCUGGCCGCGGCCAUCCUGGGCGGGGUCGACCAGAUCCACAUCAAGCCCAAGUCCAAAGUGCUGUACCUGGGCGCCGCCUCGGGGACCACUGUCUCCCACGUCUCCGACAUCAUUGGCCCCGACGGCCUAGUCUACGCGGUCGAAUUCUCCCACCGCGCGGGCCGCGAUCUGGUCAACGUGGCCAAGAAUCGAACAAACAUCAUCCCGGUCCUCGAGGAUGCCCGGCACCCGCUCAAGUACCGCAUGCUCAUCGGGAUGGUGGACGUGAUCUUCGCCGACGUGGCCCAGCCGGACCAGUCCCGCAUCGUGGCUUUAAACGCACACACCUUCCUGCGCAACGGGGGCCACUUUCUCAUCUCCAUCAAGGCCAACUGCAUCGACUCCACUGCAUCCGCCGAAGCAGUGUUUGCAUCUGAGGUGAGGAAGUUGCAGCAGGAGAACUUGAAGCCUCAAGAGCAGCUGACCCUGGAGCCCUAUGAGAGGGACCACGCUGUGGUCAUCGGGGUCUACCGACCCCUUCCGAAGACGAGCGGUAACAAGUAGCACCCAGCUCAGGCUGUCCCUGAGAUCUUACCCAAGGCGGUGCUGUGUUCAGUGUUACUGUUUAUGCAUUUUUUUGUGUGUGUAUUUCGUUUUAUUGUUUUUCUAUUAAAUGGCUUAAAGAAACAGUGCCUAGGUGUAUCAGUGAGGCUAGGCUGGGUUUAGCUGCAGUAACAAUCAAUCCCCAAUCCCAGCUUAUAUAAGGGUCUCUCAAGGAACAG